AUGCCGUUUCCCACCGCCUCCACCGCGCGGCGGCGGCGGCGGUACGAGGGCGCCGCCGGUCGGUGGUGCGGGCUCGUGGUCCUGGCUCUGAUGGCGCUCGCGGCCGGCGCGGCGGCGGAGACGUCGCCGUCGGACGUGGCGGCGAUGCGGGCGGUGGCGAAGGCGCUUGGCGCGGACAAGACGCUGGGAUGGGACGUCGCCGGCGAUCCCUGCUCGCCGAAGCGGUGGGACGGGGUGUCCUGCGACAAGUCGGGCCGCGUCACCGCGAUCCAGGUCGGGAAGCGCGGCCUCACGGGGACCCUGCCCCCGGAGGUGGGCGACCUCACCGAGCUCACUCGCCUCGAGGUUUUCGAGAACAAGCUCUCCGGCCCGCUGCCCUCGCUCCCGGGGCUCUCCUCGCUUCAGAUUUUACUUGCCCACAACAACAGCUUCACCUCCAUCCCCGCCGACUUCUUCAAAGGCCUCACCGGGCUCACCGCCGUCUCCAUCGACUACAACCCGUUCACGUCGUGGACGCUCCCCGCCUCCCUCGCCGACUGCGCCUCCCUCGCCAACUUCUCCGCCAACGGCGCCAACGUCUCUGGCACGCUCCCGGACUUCUUGGGUGCGAUGCCGGUGCUCCAGCGGCUGUCGCUGGCCUUAAACCAGCUGUCAGGACCCGUACCGGCGUCGCUGGCCCGCGCGCAGCUGGUGCAGCUCUGGCUCAAUGGCGGGCAUCUCAAUGGGUCGAUUAGCUUUGUCAGCAACAUGACCUCUCUGGAGCAACUGUGGCUGAAUCUUAACGAAUUCACUGGGCCCUUGCCGGACUUCGCGAGGUUUGAUAAUCUAUGGGAUUUGCAACUUCGCGACAACAAGCUCACAGGACCGGUGCCUGAGAGUCUUUUCAAGUUGAAGGCCCUGAAGAAGGUGACCCUGACGAAUAAUUUGCUGCAGGGUCCGAUGCCUCAGAUUCCUGAUCAACUUGUUGCAGGGACAGACAUGGAAGCAGAUUCAGAGCGGUUCUGUGUGCAGGAAUCCGGGAAGCCAUGCGAUCCCCGUGUGAGCCUGCUGCUCGAGGUUGCUGCUGGGUUCAUGUACCCGGCCUCACUUGCUGAGGAUUGGAGGGGGAAUGAUCCGUGUAGGUUUCCGGGUGUUAGUUGCAUCCAAGGUAACAUUACUGGGCUGACUUUUACCAACAAGGGUCUCAGUGGAAGUAUCUCACCGGCCAUCGGGAAGAUUAGCUCACUUAUGGUGCUAAAUCUUGCUAACAAUAACAUCACUGGUACUGUGCCUGAGGAGGUUGCCGCGUUGCCUUUGCUGACAGAUGUCGAUUUGUCAAACAACAAUCUCUAUGGGAAACUUCCUACCUUUGCUUCCAAGAGUGCAGUGGUGAAAACUGCUGGUAACCCUAACAUAGGCAAGGAUGCUCCUGCACCAGCGGCAGGAUCAGGCGGUAGCAACAACAGUCCAUCGGGGGGAGGCAGCAGCGGAAGCAGUGGUAACAAUGGGGGCUCCUCUUCGUCUUCUGUUGGAGUCAUUGCAGGCUCAGUGGCUGGUACAGUUGUUGGACUAGGCCUUGUUGCUGCAUUAGGUUUCUAUUGUUACAAGAGAAAGCAGAAGCCUUUCGGAAGGGUGCAGAGUCCACAUGCCAUGGUUAUCCAUCCAUGGCACUCAGGUUCAGAUGACAUGGUUAAAAUCACAGUUGCAGGGGGAAAUGCUAAUGGUGGUGCUCGCACAAGCGAGACAUAUAGCCAAGCGAGCAGUGGUCCACGGGACAUCCAUGUUGUUGAAAGUGGAAAUAUGGUCAUUUCAAUCCAAGUUCUCCGCAAUGUGACCAACAACUUCAGCGAGGAGAACAUCCUUGGUCGAGGAGGGUUUGGCACUGUUUAUAAGGGUGAGCUUCAUGACGGCACAAAAAUUGCUGUAAAGCGGAUGGAGGCUGGUGUGAUGGGUAACAAGGGGCUAAAUGAGUUUAAAUCAGAGAUUGCUGUUUUGACCAAGGUCCGUCACCGGAACCUUGUCUCGCUGCUGGGCUACUGCCUUGAUGGCAAUGAGAGGAUUCUUGUGUAUGAAUACAUGCCACAGGGAACACUGAGCCAACACCUGUUUGAGUGGUCAGAGAACAAUUUGCGGCCAUUGGAAUGGAAAAAGCGACUUAGCAUUGCACUUGAUGUUGCAAGGGGUGUCGAGUACCUUCACAGCCUUGCCCAGCAGACCUUUAUCCACAGAGACUUGAAGCCAUCAAACAUACUUCUUGGCGAUGACAUGAAGGCCAAGGUGGCAGACUUUGGAUUGGUUAGGCUUGCACCAGCUGAUGGGAAGUGUGUCUCUGUAGAGACGAGACUUGCUGGCACUUUUGGGUACCUUGCACCAGAGUAUGCAGUUACUGGACGUGUGACAACAAAAGCUGAUGUCUUCAGCUUUGGUGUAAUCUUGAUGGAACUGAUUACAGGACGCAGGGCACUUGAUGAGACUCAGCCUGAAGACAGCAUGCAUUUAGUUACAUGGUUUUGGAGAAUGCAGCUCAACAAGGAAACAUUCCGCAAAGCAAUCGACCCUGUUAUUGACCUUGAUGAGGAGACAUAUGCUAGUGUUUGUACUGUUUCAGAGCUUGCUGGUCACUGCUGCGCUAGGGAAGCACACCAGAGGCCUGACAUGGGCCAUGCUGUUAAUGUUCUCUCUACCCUUUCGGAAGUUUGGAAACCAACCGACCCAGACUCUGAUGACAGCUACGGUAUCGACCUGAACAUGACCCUGCCUCAGGCUCUGAAGAGAUGGCAGGCAUUUGAGGAUAGCAGCUACUUUGACGGUGCAACCUCUUCAUUUGUUGCAAGUUUGGAUAACACUCAGACGAGCAUCCCUACGAGGCCUCCUGGAUUCGCGGAGUCGUUCACCUCUGCUGACGGAAGAUAG
Molecule: messenger RNA, 2892 nt
Organism: Miscanthus lutarioriparius
Lineage: Eukaryota; Viridiplantae; Streptophyta; Magnoliopsida; Poales; Poaceae
Source: the annotation of a GenBank genome assembly